AUGCGUCGUACGUUCUGUCGCCUUUCAACCCUCGUCAAAAUAGGCCGUGGUGCGGAGAACGUGACGGAGACCGCUAGCAACGCGCUGCUGGAGUCCCUUCAGCUCCACGGCUACUGCUACGUGCAGCACCCGUUUAUCCAGAAGGAGAUUUUGGAUCAGCUCCACCGCGACAGCCGCAUCUUUUUUGAGCGCUAUCUUCUGGAUCUCCCGCCACCAGCACCAGCGGUAGCGGCGAAGCAGACGAGCCCGCCGCGGGCCGUCGUGCCCUUGUCCCCAUACGAACUGGAGAGCAUCAAGACACCCUCUGGCUUUCGCGGGCACUACCGCUAUGUGGGUGCGAGCGGAAUCGACGACGCGAUUGAGUGCUUCUCGGUUGGCCGCGAGGUGCCCAACCCGGCGGAGUUGCGCGAGCCGUACUACAAGCNGAGCGGGUGGAACGAGGAGGAGUACAAGCCGCUCAUUAGCCGGCAGAACCCGUGGCAUGUGCUGCUCAACCACCCGAACGGCCGCGGCGAGGGCGGCGGCGCCGACUGCUUCAUGGCCGACUACCGCGAGAUGAUGAUGGCGUACUACGACCUCUGCGUGGAGGUGUCGCUCGACGUGCUGCGGCACAUCAGCUGCGGCCUCGGCGUGCGGCCGACGAUCCCGCAGGGCGGCCCCGACCCCGCGAGUGGCUACGACCUCGACUUCUUCACGCCGUUUCACGGCCGGCUCGACUUCGAUCUGCAGGCGAAGUACUACCCGCAGCUGGGGCAGGCGGUGCGCGCGCGGAAUGGCGUGGAGAUCACCAAUGCGCACUCCGCGUCGAAUCCGCGCGGUGCGAAGGUGUUGCGGCGCAAAGGCGCCGUCGCGCAGCCGCACGUGCAGGACGGCGACGCGGAGGGCGACGUGACGCUGCGACUCGACACACACAAGGACCUGAGCACCGUCACCCUCCUAGCGCAGGAUGCCCUCGGUGGCCUCGAGGUGUGGGACGAUGAGGAGGAGAAGUACGUCGCGGUGCCGGUGCUCAACGACGCGCUGCUUGUCAAUGCGGGUCUUUUCCUCGAGAAGUGGACCGGCGGACUGCUGGAGGCCACGCCGCAUCGUGUGCGCAAUGUGAAGGGCGGGCAGAGCCGCUGCAGCGUCGUCUUCUUCUGCCUGCCCAACCACGACGCCAAGGUGGAGCCGCUGCUGCAGCAGGACGAGAAUCCCUCACUCGACGCGCAGGAGGGAUUCUACGCGGGGGACCUUAUGCCCACCUCGCAGUGA
Messenger RNA from Trypanosoma grayi, 1251 nucleotides. RefSeq names its product 2OG-Fe(II) oxygenase. Lineage: Eukaryota; Euglenozoa; Kinetoplastea; Trypanosomatida; Trypanosomatidae. Bases 1 to 1251 code for a protein of 416 amino acids. The transcript has a single exon. The record is from RefSeq and is a predicted model, not a curated record. Gene Ontology annotation, molecular function: dioxygenase activity.